Molecule: messenger RNA, 3834 nt
Organism: Triplophysa rosa
Lineage: Eukaryota; Metazoa; Chordata; Actinopteri; Cypriniformes; Nemacheilidae
Gene: atg7
Product: ATG7 autophagy related 7 homolog (S. cerevisiae)
Exons: 20
Coding region: 649-2784 (711 amino acids)
Biological process (GO): piecemeal microautophagy of the nucleus; autophagosome assembly; cellular response to nitrogen starvation
Cellular component (GO): phagophore assembly site; cytoplasm
Molecular function (GO): Atg8 activating enzyme activity; Atg12 activating enzyme activity
Source: RefSeq, a predicted model, not a curated record
GGCUAGUUCACUAACGCCCAUCUGCAUUGCACUGACUGCAAAAUGAACUGAUUCCACUUUCACGGGGCUCAAUAUGAAAAGGAACGGCGUAUACAAGUUUUUGUCAGUAUUUUCCUGUCUAAUCGUCUGCGUUUUCCUGUUGUUUUGGAUGUUUGCCUUUUAUUCGAUGGUUUUGGCACCAUAAAAAUAAAGAGAGACAUUGCUGGCUUUCAUGGGGAUAACGAAAGCUGAUUCGACAAACAGACGCAUCUAGUCCGCUUAAGCAAUUGGUUUACGUUAUUUACGUACAUUUGCACAUCGUUAUUAUUGUAAUUAUCAUCUGAAGUAUAAUUAGGAACUUGAAACCAUUUAGCAUAAAACGCAUUUGCUAACACUUCUACAGCAAACGACAUACAAAAUCUUCUGUUAACAAAAGUUUUCUUAAAAACUGUGAAAGGUUUGCUGUUUGCUAUAAUAGCGAAACUAUCGCAUAUUUCGUUCUGUUGAUAUUUAUUGGCUUAUUAAAUUAGUUAUAAGUCCACUGAGAAGCGCUAGCUCUGAAGUGACCAAAACAAACCGACUGCGCAUGUGCUGUGACGACAGUGGUCACAUGACGUCAACCAGGAAGUCCUAUUCUGUGUGUGUGAGGAAUCUAAACGCUCGGUAUUAAUGGCAGAGUUGAAGGAGGACGGUGCAGCCGCCCCAAAGCUGCAGUUUGCCCCGUUCUGCAGUGCUCUGGAGGCAGGCUUCUGGCAUCAGCUCACCCAGAAGAAACUCAACGACUACCGCUUAGAUGAAAGUCCAAGAAACAUCAAAGCCUAUUACUAUAAUGGUGAUCCUGAUGGUUUACCGACACGUUUGACCCUGGAGUUCAGUGCAUUUGAUGCUGAUGGACCCACACCUGCUCACUGUUGUCCAGCCUCCGGAACUCUGUACAACACCAACACAUUAGAAGCCUUCAAAUCUACAGACAAGAAAGCUCUUCUUGAUAAAGCGGCCAAUGAGAUUUGGAAUGCAAUUCAGUCCGGGGCCGCAGUGGAAGACUCCUCGGUCCUGAACAAAUUCAUCCUCUUGACAUUUGCGGAUCUGAAGAAAUAUAAUUUCUAUUAUUGGUUCUGCUUUCCUGCCCUUUGCUUUGUGGAGGGAGUGCAGCUGGUGCAGGAGCCACUGUCAUUAGAGCAGAGAUUCACUGCCAAACAGAUCUCCAGCUUGCAGAUGGCGUAUGAUAAUCUUUGCUCCUCGGCUGGCUCCACAGCAGUCCCACAUUUUCUGCUCAAAUACACAGAUGAAAGUGUUCACGUUGCUCCUCUAAAGGAUUUCAACAUCUUCGUCAAGGAUCUUAAGAAGAUUACUGUGGGUGUGUAUGACCCCUGCACGCUGCAUCAACAUCCCGGCUGGCCUCUCAGAAACCUUCUCAUCCUACUGGCAAAAAAAUGGGGUUCACAGAUGGAUGUGGUGGAGAUCCUGUGCUUCAGAGACAGAACUCUCCAAGGGAGCCGCUCCAUUCAGCACAGCAUCGUUUUUCAGGUCAAGCUCCCAGACCUGUCUACCUGUGCAGUUUGUCCCAAGAGUGUAGGAUGGGAGAAGAACCCUAAGGGUGCCAUGGGACCUAGAAGUGUCAAUCUCAGUGAAUGUAUGGACCCAAAAAGGCUUGCCGAGUCUUCAGUGGAUCUCAAUCUGAAGCUGAUGCGUUGGAGGUUGGUACCCUCUCUGGAUUUGGAUAAGGUUGUGUCGACCAGGUGUUUGUUACUGGGGGCCGGAACGCUGGGCUGCAAUGUGGCCCGGACGUUAAUGGGCUGGGGUGUGCGACACAUCACCUUUGUGGACAACGCAAAGAUCUCCUACUCCAACCCAGUGCGUCAGCCUCUCUAUGAGUUUGAAGACUGUCUCGGCGGAGGCAAAUCUAAAGCUCUUGCUUCAGUGGAUAGAUUAAAGAAGAUCUUUCCUGGUGUGAAUGCUGAAGGUUAUAACAUGAGCAUACCGAUGCCUGGCCACCCGGUGAACUUUUCUGAGGCGACGAUGGCUCAAGCUCGGCAGGAUGUAGAACAGCUGGAGAAACUUAUCUCUGAACACGACGUGCUCUUCCUGUUGAUGGACACUCGCGAGAGCCGCUGGCUUCCUACAGUCAUCGCUGCCAGCAAAAGAAAGUUGAUAGUUAAUGCCGCUCUGGGAUUUGACACAUUUGUGGUGAUGAGACAUGGUCUGAAGAAACCCAGAGAGUGCCGAUCUGAAGACUCCAGCCCCAUGUCUUCCUCCAACUCUUCCUCUUGCUCCACACCAGCGGUCACUACAACACCAGGGGCAUCUUUGUUCUCCAAUAUACCUGGACACAGUCUCGGCUGCUACUUUUGUAAUGAUGUGGUCGCUCCUGGAGAUUCUACCAGAGACAGAACUCUAGACCAGCAGUGCACGGUGAGUCGUCCUGGUCUGGCCAUGAUUGCUGGAGCCCUGGCUGUUGAACUGAUGGUGUCUAUACUCCAGCAUCCAGAGGGAGGUUAUGCUAUGGCCAGUAGCAGCGAUGACCGCAUGAAUGAACCGCCAACAUCACUGGGUCUCGUUCCCCAUCAGAUUCGAGGAUUCCUGGCGAGAUUUGACAAUGUCCUCCCUGCAAGUUUGGCCUUUGACAAAUGCACCGCAUGCUCACUGAUAGUUCUUGACCAUUAUGAGAGGGAGGGGUUCCAGUUCCUAGCAAAUGUCUUUAACUCAUCCCAUUCAUUCCUGGAGGAUCUGACUGGUUUGACGUUACUCCAUCAGGAGACACAGGCAGCUGAGAUCUGGGACAUGAGUGAUGAUGAAAGUAUCUGAAGGCUUCAGGACCAGAACUGAACACAUGACGUUCCUUUAUUUGACCAUGAUCCACAUGGCAACUCAAUGGUUCUUUAGUACUCUUUUACUGACUUCCUGCAAAUGUAACUUUUGGAAAAGAUGUCUUCAUUCCAAAUGGACUUUCUUGUUGUAUCUAUAGAAACAUUUAUUUUUCCUGUUAUUUUUGUCAGGACGUGUCUAUGGACCUCAGGGUAGACAUCGUUGAGUAAAUGGAAAUGUAGCUGAAACAAAAAGCAUUAUUGCAGUAUUUGAGCAACAUGUCAGACAGACCUAGUUUCCCACAGCCUAGUUUUUAUUCACAAAAUUGUCGUCUACACUGAAGUCCAUUUUCGCUCUAAUGUGCUUGAAAGUUUGUUUUGUUGGAUCUUCAUAUUAGGGGUUUUUAUGUCUAUAUUAUGUAAUGUCAAACUCCAGAUUAUGGCCAGGUGUGUUACAAAUCGACUCUGGAGAAAGGUACAGCAUCUCUCUGGUAUUUGAAUAGGAUCAGAUUUGUGGUUGGGUGUAUUUCGCAGGGUUAUUUCUAUUGGGAUGAAUGUCUGUAAUGUAUUAGUAUUCAUUUAUAACCAAGUUAACGAUAAAGAAUUGUGAAACGUUCAGGGGUUGUGGUCACAUGAAAUAGUCACUGUUGCAAUAUACACAGGUCUUAAUAUUUGCCUCAUGUGUGAGAAUUACAGAAUGAGAUUCUUGUCAAUUAUAUGCACGCUGGUUUUAAAGUAUUUAAUUACAAAGACUGUGAUCGUGUAUGUACAAUUGAUUUUAUUCCUUAUUUACAGACAGAGUCAAGUGGACUGUGGUUUAAGAGCACUUUAUUGUUCAUUGAGGCUACUUAAGUACAAAACAAUGGCCUGCCAAAACUUUGUUUUAUUCCAAGGAGAAACAAGGCCAUGAAAUGAGGGUAUAAUACAGAUUUACAAAUUAAGUACACUCGAGGUGCAGAAAAAUGUUUUUUUUUCAACAUUUGUUUCUUGUCGUCGUUCUCCUGGAAGCGCACAUCAAACAAUAAAAACAUGUUGCUUAACUCCCAACUGA